Molecule: messenger RNA, 935 nt
Organism: Paraphaeosphaeria sporulosa
Lineage: Eukaryota; Fungi; Ascomycota; Dothideomycetes; Pleosporales; Didymosphaeriaceae
Exons: 1
Coding region: 199-765 (188 amino acids)
Source: RefSeq, a predicted model, not a curated record
AGGCCAUCAUCACAAAACAACAAUCCAGCACAUUCACUCCAGCUUCAAACGCUUCGAACAUUCGCUGUUUGCUUCUAGCUCGGUUCUUCUGCCUCUAAGUCCUCAACUCCCUCUCUAAGCUUAAGCAACACACUUCCUCUUUCGGAAGACUACAACACCACCACAACAAUCUUCAAUACCCCACACACCACAUCCACAAUGAAGGGUUUCACUUUCGCCACUGUCGCCGCGCUCGCCGCCACCACCUUCGCUGCCACCGUCAAGCUCGAGCAGACGGCCUGCAUCCAGGCCAACGCCACCUCGCUCUCCCAGUUCGACGUCGAAGUCGACAAGCUCACCGUCGUCAACCUCGACUCCGUCUGCGGGCUGAAGCUCGUCUCCGCCGACGGCGCCGACGUCAAGGCCAUCAAGUGCCAGGCCUACAUCGACGCCGAGGGCAAGAACAAGGGCUCCAAGGAAUUCACCUUCGACGACCCCGCCGAGAUCGCGACCAACCCCGUCCAGGAGAAGGCCAUCCUGUGUGUUGGCUCGGGAGCUGUUCCGACUGCGCAACCUACCACCUUCGCCGCAGUUACUACUUCUGCUGCGCUCGCGGCUCCUACUGGCGGCGCGUCGACCACUGGCAACAGCACCAGCGGCAAGCCCUCCUCCCCGAGCCCCUCGCCCUCCUCCACCAACGGCCCUGGUAACGAGGGCGCCGCUUCCACCCUCGGCAUGAGCCUCGGAGCGCUCUCCUUCGCCGCUGUCGCCGCGUUCUUCUUGUAAACACCUCUCCACGUUAGCUUCAGCGUACGAGUUCUUGUAGCAUGUGCAUUGCUACGGCGUUUAAUGGUCUUUUUGCUUUGUUGAUGGAUUCAAAACUGGGAUAGAAGGACUGCGAUUGGGCUUGCAAAAUCAUUGGUUUGGAUUGGGAUGCAUUUUUUCACGACUACAGC